Ectocarpus siliculosus is the source of this 3441-nucleotide messenger RNA. The record is from the annotation of a GenBank genome assembly. NCBI's taxonomy places the organism in Eukaryota, Phaeophyceae, Ectocarpales, Ectocarpaceae.
AUGGGUGGGGUGGCCAGACAUUACAAUCAGACCCGCGCCAACGUUGGUACCCUCAGAGAGCAACUCCGGGAGUGCAAGCAACUGCUGCAAAGCGGCUCGAGCCAGACCGACGUUCGGGAACUGUGGCAGCGCAAACUUCAGUAUUCCCUUGUUCUACGGCUGCUGAACGCUCUUGAUAUGAUCAAGGAUGCUCCUGUCAAGUUCGAGCGCUUGGUUCGCCAAAAGAGGUUUGUCGGCGCUGUUGGUCUGUUGAACGAGUCUCUGUUGAACAUUUUCAGCGCCGAGUUGGUCGAUGUUCCGGCAGUGGCCAGUGUGCGGGAUGAAAUGCUUGCGCAAAAGGGAAGGAUACUUGAUACGUUGGUGGAGGAAAUCGCCGACGUGUUGUUCCUCCGAGCUGCAGCUGCUCAAGUAAGUGCGGCGGACAAAGCGCGUGGAGUCGCCAAGAGUAGGAGGAGAAGGGAGCGAGGUGGAGCGAGCGGAGCGUCGAUGGAAGAUUCCACGGGCAAUGCCCUGUCUCGCGGGCAGGGCACCGUCGCUGUAGGGGGUGCUGGGGUCCCAUCUGAUGCUGCCUCGGAGUCUAGUGCCGGCGGAGGGGAUGCUUCAGGAACAUUGUGGGCAGGCAUCCAAGUGGAUGUGACAGAUGUGGGAGACCACGAGGAGCAGGCACUUGAUGAUCCAUCGCAGGAGUUGAGCGUGUACCUGCGGCUACUGGUCGAGGCUGUUCGUCGUCUUAGGUGUCUGGACGACGUCGAAAGAUAUCUACUGGAGAGACUGCCGAAUGAGGUGUUGACUCUGAGUGCCACACACAUGCGCACGUGCGUGGGAAAGCACGACGAGAUCAAUGUAGCUUCACGCGGGACGGCUUUCAACAGCAAAAGCAAAAGUGACGGGUUGGGUGCCCGCGGUCAGAAUUUGACGCAGUACCUAAGUCUCGUGUUUGACUCGUUCACAUCCGUGCUGGCGAACCUGAUCCGCCUUGUUCGACUGCUCCAUGCCGCCCGACUCCGGGACCUCCGCGAGCACGACUCUGGGGCUCCUGUAUUCGAGGCAGAUGCAUCUUACAAGGAUUCGCUUGUAGUGGGAGUAUGGCAGCACAUCCAGGCGCACCUCGUCGACGUCCUCACGAGACACGUCUCAAGACCAGAAGAUGGGGACAUGGGCGUAGACACGAACAAGACAGAUGCUGGAGGAGCGCAGAACAGCAGGCUCGGUCCUAGCCCGUCGGGCGUCGAACCGACCAACAUCCCUUCGUCCGUCCCGUACUUCCGCCCUCUGAGGCGUCCCGAGUCAUCCUCUACAGGGUUGGCCAGCACAGCCACGGUGAUGGAACUGAAUAACGUGAGCGCUGCGGACUACUGCAGCUCCCGUGUGCUGGCGGAUCCUUCACCCAUGGUCAUAAUAAGCAUAUUCCGCCCAACGCUCAAGUUUGUGGAGGCCGAAGAGAUGCUAGGAGAUCACGACUGGUGCUUCCCGGCAUCAAUGGCCUCUGGAUCACAAGGCGUUGCAAAACUCAGUUCUGCUGACGGCAGCGCUGCAUCGCGUGAGCGCGUAGCCGGCAGCGUGGGUGCACUUCGUCCGAGCAGAGGUGCAGAGGACGUUUACGCGCAAGCGCGCACGCUGUUCAGAGCUAUGGUACAGAUGCCACAUUAUGCGGAGGAGAUUGGUGAGAUUCUGCGCACAAGCUUGGAGGACUUCUUCGCGCUGGUUCAGAAUAAGUUCCAGGAUAUCAUCGUCAACAGCGCAUCUCGAUCGCGAUUGGAGCGUUUCAGCGACAAGCUACGGGAUCUGAUCCGGAGGGAUGCACAAUACCUUACGUACAAGACCCUCGUCUAUGGUGGAUUGCUGCGGUGGGAUGAGAGCGAGGUGGACGACGUGCUGUCUUUGAAAGGGCGGCACUCGCUGGGUGGUGGACCUACGAAGGGUGUUGAGCGUGACACUCGGAGGGGGAGAGAAGGGAAUCUCGAAGUAUCUGGCCAGGAGGAGGCCGACGAUAUUUUCGAGAGCGAAUUCACGAUGCUCCAAGACCUGUGGAAGUUUGACAGCGUUCCUUUCUCAGUGACGAAGCAGAGUCUUCUCUCGUUGCGAAAGCAACAGGCUGUUGCCUGCUUGGCGUUCAGCUGCGAUUGGUUAUCACACAAGGUUCUCAAGGUUUGUGUCGCGAUCAAGCAUCAGUCUUCUACUGAUGACCCUUCCUCCGGCCUAGGAGAACAACUUGGCUCCCCUUCCAGAACUGUCGAUGCUGAGCGCCGUAUGUCGAGUACACCAGGGAACGCAACGGCACCAGCGCAAAAACUGCGGCUAAUCGGGCGAAAACUGUCACAGCUCGCAGAUGACAGCCUCCUCUGUCUUCGCCUCGAGGUGUACAUGUUGGUAAGCUUCUACAUGCAACAACUCCCAUCUAUCAAUCUGGAGGUGACGAGCGGGCAAGGGUCCACCACAGCGAUGAGCCUUGGGAGCGUCGAAGACCAAUGCGUGGUGACACUUAAUCGGUGUAUUCGCGAGGAGCAAGAGGCUCUCAGCCCGUUUGAGCCAAAGGGCAGCAUGGCUCUACUCUGUCCUAGAGAGCUUCUUGCUUUCGUACUGGCACCGCUGCCCCGUCUUCUUCCCCGUCUGUUCGUCCGCUCGUUUAUUUUCCUCAAGACGAAGACUGUAACAGUUGGCGGGGUCGGGAAGUUGAACAAAAUUCUGAACACUCUCGAGCAGACUGUGGGAGAUGUCACGGACGACCACAAGACUAGGAUUCAAGAAGAGGGUGCGGCAGCUGAUGUACCCGGAAGUGGAACCCAAGCGCCGACGGGCGUAGUCGGAGAGAGAUUUGGAUGGGCCCGUCAAUACGUGGCGUUGAUGAGCAUGACGCAAGGCGAGUUGGAGUCGUUCAUCAGGAAAAACCGCACAAAAUUCAGCAAGGAAGAAUACCGAAGAGUUUGGUCUCUGUCUGGCCCAAAUCGACGGACAGAGGACGAGCAAAAAUUUGAUGUUUGGUGGGUGUCUUGACAUGCUGAAUUGUCAAAGUGUGUGCGCGCGGGCUGGAGUAUUGAUACUGUUUUUUGCAAAAAGACUUGCGUUAAUUUUUGGGUCUGCUUUCGCUUGAGAAUAGUCCUGGAUUUUUGCGUCAUUUUCCUGCAAGAGAAUUGUGCAGCAGCAGCACCACCACCCUGACUGAGAGUGUAUCUCAGCAUCUGCUUACAGAUAAAUGAGUGGCUUUUGCUCGGCCUAUACUGCGAAGUUUUUUGUCCCUCGUAUGUGGUGUGACUUGUGCUGUAAUUUUGCGAAUGUUUCGGUACCGCACACGUACAUUAUGGCGCGCUUUGCGAACUCAGCAGCGACAGCAGCUGCGCUUCUCAAUCGUGUAGCAUCACUUCCCCCUGCUGUAACAUUUUAUGCCGGAAGGAGUGGGCAAUGUCGGGCGUGAGCCGUUUUACUGCUGUGAAGUGUGUGAUG